Abrus precatorius (Indian licorice) is the source of this 4243-nucleotide messenger RNA. Its product is annotated as DIS3-like exonuclease 2. The record is from RefSeq and is a predicted model, not a curated record. Gene Ontology annotation, cellular component: exosome (RNase complex); P-body. Bases 421 to 3771 code for a protein of 1116 amino acids. Lineage: Eukaryota; Viridiplantae; Streptophyta; Magnoliopsida; Fabales; Fabaceae. Gene Ontology annotation, molecular function: RNA binding; 3'-5'-RNA exonuclease activity. The transcript has 7 exons.
AAAGAGAGAGAAAGAAGUGGAGAAGAAUUGGGAAGAAAAAGAGUGAGAGAGAAAGGAAAGGAGAGUCGGCGCCCCAUGUCCCCGCCGACCAAUCAGAACGUCGUUUUCAACCUCAUCAUACCCACCUCCUUCUCCUUCUACUCUUGUCGUUUAACCCUUCCCUCUCUACGCACUAUUCAACCAUCUUCUUAUUCUUAAACCCUAUCCCUUUUUCGUUCCAUUUUCAUACUUUUCUUUCCUUGAUUCUUCAGAAUUAUAUUUUUUUUAAAAACACGGAAGAUUUCUUCCUUCUAACUUGUUUUUUUUUUUUCUUUUCCUUUCUUUCUUCUUUAUUCAUUUCUCUUCUCGUUCUUGAAUUUUGCUGUUAAGGCCUAUUUUUAUUUGGAAAAAAAUAUUUCUGAUUUUUUUCUUCGGAUAAAUAUGAAAGCCACGGUUGAAGGAUCCAUGGCUGAGAGGUUUGAUGAUGGGGAAAAGGAGAAGAAGAAGAAACGCCGAUCCAAUCGUCGAUCCAAGCAAAACCCUCCCUCUCCUUCGGCAUCUGAAGUGAAUGAGGCCCAUGAGGUGUUGUCGGAAAGUUUGGAGAAAAUCGGAAUAGCUACUAAUACAACUACAUCCUUGAGCAGUUCACUGAAGCAGGUCAAUAUUUGUUCUCCUAAUGAGCAAGGAUUAUCCAAAGCAUCAAAUGUUGCUUUUGUUUCAAUGCCCCCCAUGCAUAUCAAUGAGCAAGGGGAAACCGGUGGUUUGCAAAACAUACAAAUCUCUGGUGGAGGAAUUGAUUCAAAAUCGGUUUCUGAGCCCACUGGUUGCCGAGGGUCAUCAGGAACUAAUAGAAACAAGGACUCUGUCCCUUGCAGUCAAAUUGGGUUUUGUGCCCAGAGAAAUUAUUUUAGUCCACACUGGUCUGUAGAGGCUGUCGAGAAGGCAUUAGAGAAGGGCAAUGUUUUUAAAGCUCUCUUUCAUGUCAAUGCUCACAAUAGACUUGAGGCAUACUGUAAAAUUGAUGGAUUGCCAAUUGAUGUUCUCGUUGGUGGGAUUCCAGCCCAAAAUAGAGCUGUGGAAGGUGAUAUUGUUGCAAUUAAGAUUGAUCCCUUUUCAUUGUGGACAAAAAUGAAAGGACCAAACGGGAAUUGUAACAAUACUGCUACACUGGAAGGUUGCAACCUUCUUACUGAGGAUAAUGAAGUGAGUGGUAAUAUUUGUAAAGGGAAAGGUAAGCUAGAUGCUGAUUAUGAGUCUGCCCAUUGCAGAAGCUCUCCUGGUCAAAACAAGGAGGAUAUUGAUCAAAACUCCAACUCCUGUAGAAGUUAUCCUUUUCCUGAAAGAAGAAUUGUUUCUGGGGAUAAUACUCAGGGUUCAACAAACCAUUUAGAUCUACUUGGAAUGGCCAGCCAUGACAGCAUUGAUGGAAAUCUCUGUGCUGCUCCUGAUUCCUUAAAGAUCAAUUCUUGUGGUGGACAGAGUGAAGUAGUUAGUGCAGUGGAAAACAUGUGUUCGUUGGUUAAUUCUUUCCCUUACAAAAGACCGACUGCCAGGGUGGUUGCUAUUAUUGAGAGGUCUCCACAUCGAGAGGGUAUUGUUGGUCAUCUGAAUGUGAAGCAGUGGGUUUCUUUCAGGGACAUAAAUAAUAAGGAUGCAAAGAAAAAUAAGAAUUUGGUUUCUGAGCAUGAAUAUAUCCAACUGACACCAACUAAUCCAAAGUUUCCAAAUCUGAUGCUUCUUGUUAGAAAGUUACCAAAGUAUAUUAAGAAAAGGCUGAAAAGUGGUGAUGUGACAGUUGGAAUGGAUCUGGUAGCUGCACAUAUUGAUGAUUGGGUUGAAGAUAAUCCUUUUCCUGAGGCUCAUAUCUUGCAUGUUUUUGGACGAGGUGGUGAAGUUCAACCCCAAUUAGAUGCAAUUUUGUUUCAGAAUGCAAUCUGUUCAUCUGAAUUUUCCCCUGAACCUCUGUCCUAUCUGCCUGAUGUUUCUUGGGAGGUACCACAGAAGGAAAUUCAAAGUAGAAUAGAUCUUAGAAAUUUAUGUAUAUUUACUAUUGAUCCUUCACCUGCCACUGAUCUGGAUGAUGCACUGUCAAUUGAGAAGUUACCUAAUGGAAAUUAUAGAGUAGGUGUCCAUAUUGCUGAUGUAUCAUACUUUGUUUUACCUGAUACAGCCUUAGAUAGCGAGGCUCAUUUUAGGUCAGCAAGUGUCUAUAUGUUGCAAAAAAAGUUACCUAUGUUGCCUGCAUUAUUGUCAGAGAAUAUUGGUUCACUUCGUCCUGGCGUGGAUCGACUUGCAGUUUCCAUGCUACUAGAUAUAAAUCUUGCGGGGGAUGUUGUAGACCGUUGGAUUGGUCGUACAGUAAUGCAUUCUUGCUGUAAGCUUUCAUAUGAACGUGUCCAGGACAUCAUUGACAGGGCUUUUGAUUUUGAAAGUUCAAACUUUUUUGAAGAUGGCUUUCCUAAAGUGCAUGGCCAUUUUGGAUGGCCGGAUAUUAUUACAUCUUUGAAGGGUCUUUAUGAAAUUUCAAAUGUCUUGAAAAGCAAAAGGUUUACUGAUGGGGCUCUGGGUCUUGAAAACCCCAAAGUUGUUAUUUUGUUUGAUGAAAAUGGAAUUCCUUAUGAUAGUAUGCUUUCUGAACGGAAAGAAUCAAACUUUCUUGUUGAAGAAUAUAUGCUUUUGGCCAAUAGAACUGCAGCUGAAGUCAUAUGUAGAGCUUAUCCUGAUGGCGCAUUGUUGCGGAGGCAUCCUGAACCUAAUAUGCGGAAGCUGAGAGAGUUUAUAGCAUUUUGUCAGAAGCAUGGUUUAGAAUUGGACACAUCUUCAUCUGGUCAGUUCCAUUGGUCAUUAGAGCAGAUCAGGGAAAAGCUCAAGGGUGAUCCUGUGCUUUAUGAUAUACUUAUUUCGUAUGCUACAAGGCCAAUGCAGUUGGCAUCUUACUUCUGUAGUGGAGAUUUAAAGGACAAUGAGCAUGAAUGGGGUCAUUAUGCAUUGGCUGUCCCAUUUUACACUCAUUUUACAUCACCUCUGCGUCGUUAUCCAGAUAUUGUUGUUCAUCGGACACUACUUGCUGUUAUAGAGGCUGAGAAAUUAUAUUUGAAGCAUCAGAAGGUUUUGCAGGAUUACAACGAAAUGGAAAAAAGAUGUUUCACAGGCAUCAAUUUUGAUAAAACUGCUGCUGAAUCCAUGGAAGGUAAGGAAGCACUAUCAGCUGCAGCUGUGAAGCAUAGUGUUCCUAGUGCUGAAACACUUGCAGAUAUUGCUGCUUAUUGCAAUGAGAGAAAGCUAGCUAGUAGAAAUGUUAAGGAUGCCUGUGAUAGACUUUACAUUUGGUUUCUCCUGAAGAAGAAGGAGGUCUUAUUGUCAGAAGCAAGAAUACUGGGACUUGGCCCAAGAUUCAUGUCAAUAUAUGUUCAAAAGCUAGCUAUUGAGCGUCGCAUAUAUUACGAUGAUGUUGAAGGCUUGACUGUGGAGUGGCUUGAGACAACAUCCACUUUGGUGCUUAGCACAUGUGCUAAGCGUGCAUUUAGGAGGGGAGGCCCUAACAAGUGCAGGACAGUUGAAGAAGUUGCAUUGCUUACAUGUCCAUAUAAUCUGAAUGUAACCAUGGAUGAUAGUAUAUCUUCCACGGUCAAGGAGCCCAUUUCUAGAUCAGAGACUGAAAUUGAUCCUGCAGUUUUUCCUCUCACAGUAGGUCUUCUUUCAACAAUUCCUGUUGCACUUCACGCUGUUGGCGGUGAUGAUGGCCCCCUUGAUAUCGGAGUAAGGCUGUACAUGAGCUCCUAUUUUGGGUAAGUUGGUAGUUCUGAAGUGGCAGAUCCAGUUUGGAUGAAUCUAUCAGUUUUAAGUUUUAAUGAAAUGGACUUAGCUCCAUUGUAGAAUAGUGUAUAGUUCAACAUAGGUGGGGAAACUACAAUUUCAAAAUUUGCUAAUGUUCUAUGAACAUGUUUAAAACUAAAAUUCGGAAGUAGGUGUGUAGAUAAAAGGUGGAGGUUCUGUUAUAGCUUCGGCCAAGGUGCCUGUUUCUAACAGAAGCUUCUUACUGGAAUUGGCGCUUGUUUUUGUUGGCCCGUUCCAUCUACUUAGUAUGUGCACGUAUUUGGUUCUUGCUCGGCUUGACUGCAGCCCAAUAAAGUUUUUGAUUUUGGGUGGCCACUUGUACUAGUUAUUUGGUUUCUGAAACAUUUUUGUAUGUUAAUUUCUGACUUGGUAAACUUUGAAAUUGAAUAAUCUUUCAUGCUUUAUACAGUUGCUGGAGUUUAUUAUU